Messenger RNA from Orycteropus afer afer, 1638 nucleotides. RefSeq names its product oncoprotein induced transcript 3 (gene OIT3). Gene Ontology annotation, molecular function: calcium ion binding. NCBI's taxonomy places the organism in Eukaryota, Metazoa, Chordata, Mammalia, Tubulidentata, Orycteropodidae. Bases 1 to 1638 code for a protein of 545 amino acids. The transcript is spliced from 9 exons. The record is from RefSeq and is a predicted model, not a curated record.
AUGCCACAGUUUCUGCUUUUCACCUGCCUUUUCAUCACCAUCACACCAUCAUUAUCAAUGGCCCUAGAUCCUUGUUCUGCUUACAUCAGUCUGAAUGAGCCAUGGCGGAAUACUGAUCACCAAUUGGAAGAAUCUCAAGGUCCCCCUCUAUGUGACAACCACAUGGACGGGGAGUGGUACCGCUUCACAGGCAUGGCAGGAGAUGCCAUGCCCACCUUCUGCAUACCAGAAAACCACUGUGGGACCCAUGCACCCGUCUGGCUCAAUGGCAGCCACCCGCUACAAGGAGAUGGCAUUGUGCAACGGCAGGCCUGUGCAAGCUUCAAUGGAAAUUGUUGCCUUUGGAACACCACGGUGGAGAUUAAGGCUUGCCCUGGAGGCUACUAUGUGUAUCGUCUGACUAAGCCCAGUGUCUGCUUUCACGUCUACUGUGGUCAUUUUUAUGACAUCUGCGAUGAGGACUGUCAUGGAAGCUGUCUGGAUGCCAAUGAGUGCACGUGCUCUCCAGGAACCAUGCUAGGCCCUGACAAACAGACAUGCUUUGAUGAAAAUGAAUGUGAGCUGAACAAUGGUGGCUGCAGUGAGAUCUGUGUAAACCUCAAAAACUCAUAUCGCUGUGAGUGUGGGGUUGGCCGAGUGCUAAGAAGUGAUGGCAAAACUUGUGAAGACAUUGAGGGAUGCCACAAUAACAAUGGUGGCUGCAGCCAUUCUUGCCUUGUGUCUGAGAAGGGCUACCAGUGCGAAUGUCCCCGGGGAUUGGUGCUGUCUGAGGACAACCACACUUGCCAAGUCCCUGUGUUGUGCAAGUCCAACACCAUUGAAGUGAGCAUCCCCCGGGACCUGGUUGGAGGCCUGGAACUCUUCCUGGCCAACACUUCCUGCCGAGGAGUAUCCAAUGGCACCCAUGUCAACAUCCUCUUCUCCCUCAAGACAUGUGGCACAGUAGUUGAUGUGGUGAACGACAAGAUCGUGGCUAGCAAUCUCGUGACAGGUCUACCCAAGCAGACCCCGGGAAGCAGCGGUGACAUCAUCAUCCGAACCAGCAAACUGCUGAUCCCAGUGACCUGUGAGUUUCCUCGCCUGUACACCAUUUCUGAAGGAUAUGUCCCCAACCUUCGAAACCCCCCACUUGAAAUCAUGAGCCGCAACCAUGGAAUCUUCCCUUUCAUUCUGGAAAUCUUCAAAGACAAUGAGUUUGAAGAGCCGUACCGGGAAACCUUGCCGACCCUCAAGCUUCGCGACUCCCUCUACUUUGGUAUUGAGCCCCUGGUGCAUGUGAACGGCUUGGAAAGCCUGGUAGAGAGCUGCUUUGCCACCCCCACAUCCAAGAUUGAUGAGAUCCUGAAGUACUACCUGAUCCGAGAUGGCUGUGUGUCAGAUGACUCAGUAAAGCAGUACACAUCUCGGGAUCACCUAGCAAAGCACUUCCAGGUCCCUGUCUUCAAGUUUGUGGGCAAAGACCACAAGGAAGUAUUUUUGCACUGCCGGGUUCUUGUCUGUGGAGUGCUGGAUGAGCAGUCCCGUUGUGCACAAGGCUGCCACCGCAGAAUGCGGCGGGACAUGGAAGGAGAGGAUACAGCUGGUCUACAGAACCAGGUGCUGACGGGCGGCCCGAUCGUCAUUGACUGGGAGGACUAG